ACAGUUCUUACUCUUUGAUCGACGGUAUUUGCGUGGGUAUUUUGUUGUAUAGUUCCACUGAUAAUUCGUAAUUUGUUUGAAUUUUGCAGUAAGCAUUAGUUGCAUUAGUUUUAAAUAUUUUUGCAAGUCAUUUUCUCUCGUUGAAUCCAAUAGUUUUCGGAGUUUGUGAAAAGUAAACCUGAAGACUAAAAAUGGAUGAUGACGCUAGUUCCGAUGCACAGAAAUGUACUUCGGAGAGUCCAAUGGAUACCGACGAAGGCCCUUUGAUAAAUGAAAAUUCGAAUGGAUUGUCUCAUCUUUUAACGGAAGGCGAAUUUAACAGUGUCGACGCUGGUGUUGUGGACGAAUCGUCAACAUCAAAUCAAGCUUUUCUCAAUGCGGUCGAGCUUUCAGCAGGUAGUGUUGGUGAUUAUUUGGAAAAUAACGCCACUGGUUUCAGCAGAGACAAUUUCGACGUCGGUGAUAACGCUGUAGAAUUUUCUAAUGAGUCAAGUAACGCGCUAACCGAUGGGGACUCUCGAUUGAGUGAACCUGUUUUUAAAGCCGUUAUUUCAGAUGUGGAAGAUAGUCAAGAUGGGAAGGUCAAGGGGAAAUCAGACAAUGUACAUGACAAUGCUGCCGAAAUCACAAACAAUAUUAAAAUGCCAGCUCAACCUGAGAAUACAGAAGACUCAAAGUUAGAGGAAAUUGACUGCGCUGGUAAUAAUUCCAAACCCCGUAAAUUGGUCAGAGAAAUAAAUAAUGUUUCUGAAGAUACUGCUCUAGGCAAAGAUAAGGUAAGUGAAACAAUAAAUAAGGGUUUUCCAGAAAAACAAAAUUCUGAUUUAAACAAUGAUUUAACUGACAGACUGAUGGAUGAUAAAGUUCUGAAUGAUGCCAAAGCAAAGACUGAAUUCAAUGUAGAGGGAAAAAUUGGUGGGGCUGAAGAGACAGAAGUAGUAUCUGAGGAUGAGCUGCCCGCUGUCCAGAAGCCAAGUGUAAAGGAUGCUGAAAAUGUGUCUGAUGAUGAACUACCAGGACCUAAGCCUGCUGACCUACCAGCAGAUACUGAGGUUGUAUCUGAAGAUGAAUUGCCAUCAUCUAAAAAAGAGUCAAAAGAAUCUCGGAAGAGAAAACCUGAUGAAGAGAGAGAUGGUUAUGAUCCAGGAUCACCCACAUCUGAAGGUGAAUCAUCUAAUAAGAAGCAGGCUGUUGCUAAGAAUGGUGAAAGUAAACCGAUACCUGCGGAGAAAAGAUCAUCCAUUGAUGAAAAACCUAAGAAGAAACCUCUUCCCGAGCUUGACAAGUACUGGAAAGUUGUUAAUGAUGACCCCACUGACUUCACUGGAUGGACAUAUUUGUUACAAUAUGUAGACCAAGAGAGCGAUGUGGAGGCUGCUCGAGAGGCGUACGACGCUUUCCUUUCUCACUACCCCUACUGCUACGGCUACUGGAGGAAGUACGCCGACUACGAGAAACGUAAAGGAAGUAAAAAGAAGUGUCUCGAGGUUUUGGAAAGAGGUCUGAAAGCGAUACCAUUAUCUGUGGACCUUUGGAUACAUUACCUGAAUCAUAUAAAAGCAACUAGAAGUGAAGAUCUACCGUAUGUCAGAUCUCAGUAUGAAAGAGCUAUAGAGGCUUGUGGGUUAGAGUUUCGUUCGGAUCGUCUGUGGGAGUCUUAUAUAAAGUGGGAGGCGGAGAACGGCACCGCCCUCAACGUGACCGGCAUCUAUGACAGACUGCUCGCCACACCCACGCUCGGAUAUACCUCGCACUUUGAUAAUUUCCAAGAGCACGUGAUGUCGGAGCCUGUGGGUGGUGUUGUGCCGCGCGGUGAGCUGGUGCGUCUGCGCAGUGAGGUGCGCGAGACGGCAGGUGCGCAGCCGCAGCUAGAUCUGCCUCCUGGAGAAGACGAACCGCAGGAUCACAUUGCGUCAGAGGAGGAAGCUCAGGCGAUCAAGGAGCGCAUUAUCGCCGCUAGAAGGAAAGUGCACAAGACUACUGGCGAGGAGGUCGCAGCGCGGUGGGCGUUCGAAGAGGGGAUAAAGCGACCUUACUUCCACGUGAAGCCGCUAGAACGUUGUCAGCUGAAGAACUGGAAGGCGUACCUGGAAUGGGAAAAGCAGCACGGCACCUUUAAAAGGGCUCUCGUGCUGCACGAGAGAUGUCUCAUUGCUUGUGCACUGUACGAAGAGUUCUGGAUGAGGUUGGUGAAGUUUCUGGAGGAGCGCGCGGAAUCGGAGGCCGAGGUUGCGGCUCUGCAGCGUGAGGUGCUGGAGCGCGCGUGCACAGUGCACCACCCUGACAAACCGGAGCUGCAUCUGUACUGGGCGCACUUCGAGGAGGCGCAAGACCAGCCCGCGCGCGCCGCGGAAAUACUCGACCGCAUCGAGAAGACCUGCCCCACCUUAGUGCAGAUACAGUACAGGCGAGUGAAUCUAGAACGUAGACGCGGCGACUACGAGAAGUGUUGCCAGCUGUACGAGUCGUACAUCGCGGCGGCGAAGAGCAAGGCAAUCGCAUCCGCGCUUAGCGUUAAGUAUGUGCGUUUCCUGUUCCACGUGCGCCGCGACGCUUCCGCCGCAAAAAGCGCCAUCGACGACGCCAUUGCCCGCGACCCACUCAACGUGCGUCUGCACAUGCAGCGUCUGGAUAUAGCGCUGCACACGCCCGGCACGCCAUACGAGAUGUUGGAAGAGUUGGCGAUGUCCUACGAGCGCGAGGAGGGCGCGGAGCCGGAGAGCGCAGCGCUGAUGGCGUGCCGGCGCCGUGAGCUGGCUGAGGAGCUGGGCUCAGCGGCGGCCGCACGCGCCGCGCAUCGGCACUGGCGCAUGCUCAGCAAACACCUGCGCAAGCGCGCGCGCAAGGACAAGCACGAACACCCGCCCCUGCCCACGUACGAACACACGACCCCAGCUUCAAUUGACCCGACAAAGAAAAAAGACGGCAGUACGAUGGCAGUCGGCAGCGCCACCACGAAUAGCGCCAACAGCGGGUAUUACCAGACGCCAACCGCCACCGCGCAGUCCUACGACCAGUCUUACGCGCAGCCCUACCAGCCGCCCUGGGGCUACCAGCAGCCUCCAGGGCCCUACCAGCACCACCCUCACCCCUGGCCGCAGUACCCCAACUACUACUGAGAUACAGCCCCCACCCACACUUAACCCAUCUGGAACGUUCGCAAUAGUGAUACAGUAGAAAUUUAAUUAUAAGUAAAAGAUUAUCUUACAUUUUUCAUUUCAU
This is a messenger RNA of Papilio xuthus (Asian swallowtail), 3222 nucleotides long. RefSeq names its product pre-mRNA processing factor 39 (gene Prp39). Gene Ontology annotation, molecular function: protein binding; pre-mRNA 5'-splice site binding. Gene Ontology annotation, biological process: RNA processing; mRNA 5'-splice site recognition. The transcript has 16 exons. Gene Ontology annotation, cellular component: U1 snRNP; commitment complex; U2-type prespliceosome. NCBI's taxonomy places the organism in Eukaryota, Metazoa, Arthropoda, Insecta, Lepidoptera, Papilionidae. Bases 192 to 3119 code for a protein of 975 amino acids. The record is from RefSeq and is a predicted model, not a curated record.